Paramecium primaurelia is the source of this 1497-nucleotide messenger RNA. NCBI's taxonomy places the organism in Eukaryota, Ciliophora, Oligohymenophorea, Peniculida, Parameciidae. The record is from the annotation of a GenBank genome assembly.
AUGAGUUCAAACAGAUUAAAAGAAAUGAGAGAGAAUUUUCAUUAAUCAAUUAGAAAGAAAAACCUUGAAUCUUUAUUUAAAGUGAAACGCUUAGUUAUAACUCCUAUGUAAUCAAAACCAAUUGGAAAAUUAAAAGAAAUAGUCAAUAAAAUGAUGAGAUCUCAAGAAUUAUAGGAUGAUGAAUAUUAAACAAUAAAUGGAAUAUUAGAUGAAAUAGAUCAAAUAGCAAUCAAUGAUACUGCAUUAAGAUUUGAAUGGACAGAAUAUCUAAACAUUAUUAAGUCUUUAGUAGAUUCAAUGCAAUAAGGAUAUUUAAAUUCUUAACAUAUAAAUAUUGCAAUUAAAGCAGCUAAUUGUUUUAGAAAUUUACUAAAAGUAUAAAAACCUACAAUUUAAAUGUAAGAACACAUCAAUCAAGCAUUUGAAAUAUAUAAAUCUUGGAUAGAAUCAAAUUAAUUUGUAUUAUCAUAAACUGUAUUAUCAUUUAAUUAGAAGAUUAGGGAAUGAAAGGAAUGAAUCAAUUAGCAACAUUAUAACAUCCAUAGAUUAAAUAAUAUGAUUAAGUUUAAAGUAUUUUGACAUCACUUUAAAUCGAUCCUUAUAAUGAAUAAGCAUUAAAAUUAUUAGGAAAUAUAACUAAAAAUGUUGACAAUGAUGAUUAAGUAAUAACUAUUUUGAGAUUGGCUUCAAAAUUAAUUGAAACUUCUUAUUCUAAUUGUAUUUAUUAUUUAUAUUAUAUAUAUAUAGUAAGAGAAAAAGGAUUAAAUAUAUUUGAAAAUGCAAGUAGAAAUAUAUAAAAUAUUCAAUUCAUAUUAUCUAUGAAAUCUAUAAAUACAAUUAUAGACUUUGUUUAUUUCAAAGAAAAAAAUAUCUCAAAAAUUUCAAUGACUAUUUUAGUAAAUUUAUCUUAUACAUCUGAUUUGAAUGAAUGCACAAAAUUGUUAGAUUUAGGUAUUACUGAUAUUGUAUAUAAAUUAUUAAAAAAUACUAUUUUUACAUAUAGUAGAAUAUUUGGAAGUAUGAUUUUUAAUAAUUUAAUGGCUUCAUCCCAUUUAAUUUUAGAUAAAAUAAUUUCAAAUUAAAGAUUAUUUGAUUUAGUUUUAGAUUUAUUAGAGAAUGAUGUUGUUGAUGUAAGAAGAGAAUUGUUUCAAGCAUUUCGUAAUUUUCUUGUUGUUUGUACAAAACAAUAAUUAUUAAAUCUUAUAGAUAAUGGAAUAUUAGAUUAUUUAAUUCUAGGACUUGAUGAUUAAGAUUACGAAAUUAUUUAAGCUGCUAUUGAAAGUAAUAUAAAAAUUAUAAUUCUUAGCUCUCUACUUAACUAUGAAACAUUUUGUUUCUUCAGAAUACUAAUAAGAUAUUUAUUAUAAAUUUUCAAUGAAAAAUGUAUCCAAAAAACUAGAUAAAUUAUAAUAUUCACCAAAUGAAUAAAUUUAUUUAAUGGUUUCUUAAUUUAUUUAAGAAUUUUAUGAUUAAGAAUUUGAUGAUUCUGAUUAUUGA